GGGCCGUAGACGACAUGUUUUCAAACUCCGUCGUAAAACGCGUUGACCAUAUACGAACGCGUCUCCACGUGACUCAUACGCUCUUGACUGUUUACCGCCAUGUCCUCCGCAUAUAAGUGGUCGGUCUCUCCUCCUCCCAGCCUCCCAGCAAAGCUUCGGAGGAAAAGUUCCUCAGCCUCUAUCAAUGCGCCUUCUUUAUGCGAGCCGGAUGACAAUGGUCUAGAUUCUCCGUCACCCGUGACAUCUCCGUUACCCUCGUCAUCACCACUUUCGACGCCGAUACGCUCAUCCCCUCCAAAGUACAUCGCCACUCGUUAUUCGCAUUCGCGUUCACAAUUUCAAAUUCAUAUGAAGAAUCUCACCUGGAGUUUGAUGAUGCGCCAGGUUCACCAACGCCUUUCUACCAUCGGAGUCGCACUUCCAAGUAUAUGACACACCAGCAGGUGUCCGACAAGUACGGAAGUUAUCCAGACAGUGAUGAUGAGAUGGUGGAUUCCGAGCCUUAUCGUGGCGAUGACUUACUCGCUUGGCUUGGCCCGCCUUAUCCGGCACGUGAUGUACCGGAAGACGUUGGGUGCGACCCCGAAAGCAUGGAUAUUCAUCUGCGCCGGACAUUCUUUGCUACAUCCUCCGAACGUGGUCGCUGGCUGAGCAGUCCAGUCAUACCUCGAACGUACAAUGCCAAGUCGUUUACGUCCAGUCCAAUACGCCCCCACAGGGGGCAUUCAACCCCUGUGAAAAGCAAUACUCGAGACGUGAAGUCCCCUUUGUUGGAAUUCCGUGAUUUUGUCCGAAGGCAAUCGACGAGUGGAGUAAAGGAUGAUCCGUCAAGCUCCCCAUUUCUUGCAGCCAGCGACAGCAAUGAUAUCGAGGACUAUCGUAGUCUUUCGCCCCUUCCUCCGUCAUCUCCACCUACGUCCCCGAUGUCACUGGCACCGUCGCAGCCGGACGAUUGUGCAUUAAUCGAUGAUGAUAUUGUCCUCGACGACGAUUGCAAUUCAGAUGACGUGAGUUCUUUAAUUCCGGUAUCUCAAUCCGUUUCCUUGCGAUUGAAUAUGUGUAUGCGUGCUGUGUAGUUGGAUCCCAAGCAGCAAAACAGCCAUUCAGCAAACAUCACGCCACGUGACGUUCCUACCUCCGACUCCGAGGGUCCCUUACUAUUAGCCUCGGAACAUGCGUCAAACGCAGCCUCAAUCGCGUGCCCCUCUUCCUGUACGAACGAGGCAACCCAUCAGCCUCUUAAACU
Molecule: messenger RNA, 1246 nt
Organism: Suillus subaureus
Lineage: Eukaryota; Fungi; Basidiomycota; Agaricomycetes; Boletales; Suillaceae
Exons: 1
Coding region: 429-1076 (215 amino acids)
Source: RefSeq, a predicted model, not a curated record